Messenger RNA from Mesoplodon densirostris (Blainville's beaked whale), 459 nucleotides. RefSeq names its product non-histone chromosomal protein HMG-14. Gene Ontology annotation, cellular component: chromatin; nucleus. The transcript has a single exon. Gene Ontology annotation, molecular function: nucleosomal DNA binding. Gene Ontology annotation, biological process: chromatin organization. The coding region runs from base 59 to 364 and encodes 101 amino acids. NCBI's taxonomy places the organism in Eukaryota, Metazoa, Chordata, Mammalia, Artiodactyla, Ziphiidae. The record is from RefSeq and is a predicted model, not a curated record.
AGGCUCUCGGAGCGCCGUGGCCCGCAGGCACCCGGCACGCGCCCGCCCCACCGCCACGAUGCCCAAGAGGAAGGUCAGCUCCGCCGAGGGGGCGGCGAAGGAGGAGCCCAAGAGGAGAUCGGCGAGGUUGUCAGCUAAACCGGCUCCUGCAAAAGUGGAAACAAAGCCAAAAAAGGCGGCAGGAAAGGAUAAAUCUUCCGACAAAAAAGUGCAAACAAAAGGGAAAAGGGGAGCAAAGGGAAAACAGGCUGAAGUGGCUAACCAAGAGACUAAAGAAGACUUACCUGCAGAAAAUGGAGAAACUAAAAAUGAGGAGAGCACAGCUUCUGAUGAAGCAGGAGAGAAAGAAGCCAAGUCUGAUUAAUAUCACACACCUGGUCCUAUCAGUGGUCCCUGUCUCCCUUCUUGUACAAUCCAGAGGAAUAUUUUUAUCAACUAUUUUGUAAAUGCAAGUUUUUU